CCCCGCCCACUCGCCGUUAGUUGGCAGCUAAGCUCGCAGUUGGUUGGCUGGCAAUUAGGGGGCGGGGCUGUCCUAGAGAUCCUGAUGAAAGUGACACGCCUCCCUCUGCGCGGCUUAGCUCCGGGUUACUGAAGGAUAAGGGAGACGCAGCCCCGUACAGUCCCCGGCGCAACGAAGACGGCUCUGUGCACACCCGGUGUAUGUGCGGCAAUAACAUGUCCGCACCUCUGCCAGCCAUAGUGCCCGCCGCCCGCAAGGCCACGGCCGCGGUUAUAUUCCUGCACGGUUUAGGAGAUACUGGGCAUGGCUGGGCAGAAGCUAUGGCAAGCAUCAGAAGUCCCCACGUGAAGUAUAUCUGUCCACAUGCGCCCAUCAUGCCAGUUUCGUUGAACAUGAACAUGGCAAUGCCCUCAUGGUUUGACAUAAUUGGAUUGUCUCCUGAUGCACAGGAAGAUGAUGCUGGCAUCAAGCAGGCUGCGGAGAAUAUUAAAGUGCUAAUAGAUCAAGAAGUGAAAAAUGGGAUACCAUCAAACAGAAUCAUCUUGGGAGGAUUCUCUCAGGGAGGAGCCCUGUCGCUGUACACCGCUCUAACAACAACCCAGAAGUUAGCAGGUGUUGUUGCUCUAAGCUGUUGGCUGCCGCUAAGAACCUCCUUUCCUCAGGCUGCUGCUAAUAGUGCCAACAAAGAAGUACCUGUUCUUCAAUGCCACGGGGAAAGUGAUCCACUAGUUCCUCUUAUGUUUGGUGCUAUGACUUCAGAGAAACUGAAAACUGUAAUAAACCCAGCGAAUAUCAAUUUCAGGACCUACCAAGGCUUGGCACACAGCUCGUGCAACCAGGAAAUGACAGACAUUAAGCAAUUCAUUGAGAAGCAGCUACCUCCCUGUUAACGGAGACUGAUGCCUUCUGGGAUAAUACACCAGCAGCAGACACUAUGCUCUUUUUAAUGUCAAAAGUAAAAAAAAAUUAAUGUUUUUCAGAAGCUGCACAGUCACAUUGGGGUCAGGGAAAUCAACCAAAUAAGGGGUGGGUAGAUUUAAUAUUUGGUAAAAUAAAAAACAGGAUAUUUUAAGCCCAUAUAAGAUGCAGUCAAUAUAACAUUUAGGAAACUGAUUGCUCUAUUACUUAGAGGUGUAAGGGCUAUAUAAGUUGUAUAACCAAUGUUGUGUUCACAUCAGAGAAUCACUAUUAGCAUUGGAAGGUCUUCUCCACUGAUAUGCAGUAUGCCACUUAUCCUUGUUUCCAUUUCAUCCUAUUGAUUGACAGUACUGAACCUUUUUAUCUUUUUAUUUGGGUUUAAACCCUUGUAACUUCCUAGAAUAAAGUCCUAUGUAGCUGCUAACCACUUACUGCACACAUCACAUUUCCUCUGUCUGACGUUCGCUGGCUUCUUACAUUUUGUGUAAGAACAAGAAACCCUGAGCUGGCUGAGAUAUGGGGAACAGUACUGUAUGAGCACAAUGUUAUUUCAGCUCUGUUCAUUCUAUAUUGUAAGUUUUUGAUGUAAGUUUAACAAUUUUGGUACUGUUUGAGAAAAUGGAAAAGAUGUUGAAGGACCACUAUGUCUUCAUGUCAUUUACACAAUGUCAGUUGUCUGUAUAGGCUUUACAGUGCAUAGGUGGAAUUAGUUAUUGAAUCAUUUAUUCAGAAAUCAUAUUAUGCUGCCAUAUAGUAAGGAAUGGUAUAAAGGAAAAUUAUUUUAAAACAUUACAUACCCAAUUUGCCACCUGCACGCGCCCCCAUUCCUUAGUCUACUUUUUUUUUUUUUUUAAAUGCCUUCUAACCUAAGCUUAGAAGGAAAACAUAAUUUUAUAACUUUUCAAACUACAAUCAGCUAGACCGACAGGGAGAUAAAUCUAUACCGAUCUGCCCAUGUCUGUAGCGAGCCUGACCAAUUCCCACUUUUAUUUAAGGUAUUUACAUCCUUCUACUAUUUAAAUGCAAUUAACAUGUUAAAUUGUUUGGUUUAAUAUUUUGGCUGGAUUUUUAUUAGAGGGAAGGUUCCCAUUUGGAACUUAAUUCAAAUAACUACAAUGAGUGUCUCCCUUGCCUUUUGAGGACAGCUCAUUCAUUUUCAUUAUAAUUCUGUGCUUCUUUUAUUUCUCCUGGGGUGACAAGGGAAUACUCUUGCUGCCAAGUUCCCCCACAAAUUACAAUUGAUAAUAGGGGGUCGAGCAUCUUGGAAUUCUAAGAAGAGCACAGUCAAUAGCAGCUGACCCCUUUUAUGUCACUGUUAUCUCCAAAGUACAAAGGACCCAGCUGAAUUUUAUUUUAUUUUUAAUUGCUGAAUAAAACAGAAUGUACCUCAAGAACAGUGCAAGAUAAAUGAAAAUUUACCAAGCUACUUGACAUUUUAUGCAGAAUUUUCCAUAAAAGGUGAAUGAUCCGUGAAUCAUACGGGUAUCUGUACUAUACACUGUGAUGCUUUGACCUGAUGGCUUCAAGCUCAUUUGUUAAGAGACACAUGGUGGAAAAAAAGUAUUGGAUCAUGACAACAUUUCUAACAGGAUUUUUUGUUAUCUAAAGAGAAUAAAUUCCUGCAAAGCAGCAACAUUUAUCACUGGCAUAUUAUUAAAGGGAACCAGUCAUAGAAACACAGAAUGUGUCGGCAGAUAAGAACCAUUUGGCCCAUCUAGUCUGCCCAAUAAUCUGAAUCCUAUCAAUAGUCCCUGGCCCUAUCUUAUAUGAAGGAUAGCCUUAUGCUUAUCCCAUGCAUGUUUAAACUCCUUCACUGUAUUUGCAGCGACCACUUCUGCAGGAAGGCUAUUCCAUGCAUCCACUACUCUCUCAGUAAAGUAAUACUUCCUGAUAUUACUGCAUAAACCUUUGCCCCUCUAAUUUAUAACUAUGUCCUCUUGUGGUAGUUUUUCUUCUUUUCAAUAUGCUCUCCUCCUUUACCGUGUUGAUUCCCUUUAUGUAUUCAGUUUAGUUUAAUCAGUUUAUCAGUUUAAUGCUGCCUAAACCACAGACAGCAUGAAACCCUGACUGGUUCCCUCUUGUACAAUUAUGCAGGAUUCACUCUGCAGCAUUUUAGAGGAAUCAUAUUGCCAGCAACAGGUUAUCAGGGCAGUCCCUGGCAUCUUCCUCCUGCCGCCCCUGAUCAAUUGUUCUUUUCCUGUAUCCAGAUAGGUAGGAAUCGAUCAGGGCACGGAGAAGCUGUCUUGGACUGCCCCAAUGACUUGUAGCCCUGUUGCUGGUAGUUUUUAAAAGUAUAGUUCCUCUGAAAUGCAGCAUUUUACAGUAAAUUAAAUUGUACUGAGGGAACUUGUCAGUACCUUGUGAGCAGUAUGAAACUGAUAUGUUUCCUCUGAUGUGCAUCUACAACUAGCAGCAUGGCUUACUUAUGGCAUUUCCUUAUAUCUGAUAAAGGUAUGGGUAGGUCACAGUUUCCGGAUUUAUAAAUUGGACCCCUAGGGCAUCCAAGAUUAUACAUUGUAUGGGGAAAUGGAAGAGGUGCUCUGUAUGAAAGAGUUGUAUCUGUUCCAAACCAUUUAUGCAAGUAGAGUAUUAGAGGGGAAAAUAAAUAAAUCAGUCAGUUGAUGGUAUUACAAGUUCCGGAGGCUCGUGACGUCACGUCCAUGCCCCCUCAGUGCAAGUCUAUGGGAGGUGUGAUGGCCGUCAUGCCCCCUCCCAUAGACUUGCAUUGAGGGGGCAUGGCCAUGACAUCACGAGCCUCCGCCCUGCAUUGCCAGUCAUCCGGCACGGAGCGAAGUUUGCUCCCUGCACUGGUUGUCUGGGGUGCUGCAGCCGAGAUUUCAGGGGUCCCCAGCAGCUUAACCCCCCCCACCAUCAGACAGCUUAUCCCCUAUCCUUUGGAUAGGGGGUAAGAUAUCUAGGGGCAGAUUACCCCUUUAAGGUAGCCAUACACGUUAGAUAAAUUUCUCAGACAUUACAUCAUUCCUCGGACACAGCCAUACACCUAGAAGUCCAAAUUGAGCGUGAAAGUUGUUUAAACUGGCCUUGCAUGAUCAAUGAAGUCUGAAAAUGGAUGAACAAUCUUUCUAGGAACCUUCUGAGAAUAUUCUUUCCCAAAAGAUUGAUUCUUCAUUCACGAACAUUAAAAAAAACAAACUCUUUCUCAUCUGACAAGAAGUCUGUUGUAACUUUUACCAGACGAUUGGUCGUUUUGGUUGAAAUCCUUUUGCUUUCAUCAGCUUUGAUCUGAUGUAUAUGGGCACCUUUAGACUCAACAUUUGCAUUAUUAUAUUCUCACUACUUUAGCCAAGCUGGCAGAUUGAAUUUCUUUGACAGUCUCUGACCAGUCACACAUUUCAGAUAAACUUGUCUGUUUAUAGCACAUAUACUUGUUUCAGCUCUCUUCCGACUGACUUUGUUGAAACAAUAAUACUGCUUUAAUCUAAAACUGAGUGGAAGGUGUCAGAACACAGUGUCGAAAUGCUGUGUAGGAUAAAGAUUCCUGUAUAUACAUUACUCUACAUACUGGUAAAUCCAACAAACUCAACUAUACAACUCACUAAGAUGGUACGGUCCAUUAAGGUCUGCAUAGUCUUGUUUCUGGGGAUUUGAGUAUAGUUGUUUAUCCAGACUUCAGUGUUCUUAUUACCUGUUACAUUAAGUCAGUAAACAGUAUAGAAUUUAUAUUUUGGUGUACAUGGCUGCCAAGAAACCUUGCAGCUGAACGGACACCAUCACAUCACCUACCAAUGUUAGUGGAGAACAAAGUUCCAGCUUUUGGUCCUCCAAAAUGAGAGCUGGAAUCUGAAUGCCAUCAAAUAUCCCCAUAAGACCUCAGAACUGUAUUGCAUUAGUUGUUGUAUAGCAGGGGUCUGUCUUUUUAACAUGUGAACAGUCAAUGUAAACUUUCAGUCAGAAAUUCAGAUUAUUUUCCCUCCUUGAAUGUAAACCACAAAGUCAAUAUGCAUAUUUAUUAAGGUAUAGAAAUGAAAAGGGUUCUAGGUUUUUCUUAAUUUUUCUGACAGGCUGCAAGUGCAUAUGGUUUUUUAUAUUUUUAAGUAUGUCAUCAAUGUUCCAAGACUAGCAAUUUCCUUAAGCCAUAUGUUUUUUAUAUCUAAAAUUUACAUAUUCCAAGUAUAAUCUCCAGAUUUCUUUCCGACUUUUCUGUUUUAUUCUUUUAAAUAUGAAAGAAUAUGGUGUCUAUAUUCUCUAUCAAGAUGCAGUUAUUUAUGGUAGGACGAUAUAUAUUAAUCUGUUGGAAGACUGGAUAGUAGUUCUGGGUGAGAAAGCUAAUGUAGAUUGGAUGCGGUUAUUCUAUUGUGUUAAGAAUGUUUUAAAUUGCCUGUCUUUUUUUUUUUUUUUUUUUUUUUUUCUAAAACAAAUGUGAACUGGCUUACUCUAAGGCUUUUAUAUGAUCAACCUAAUUGUGAGAAUAAAUAACUCUUAAAGUAAGUUGUCAUCUUUUUGCGGUUAAUUUGCCUUUCUCUCUCUGCAUGAUCAUCUGGUGCCAUGUACCUUGAGGCCAUUUUCAUGUCUUCCAUACCACAUUCAGG
Messenger RNA from Hyla sarda, 5468 nucleotides. RefSeq names its product lysophospholipase 1 (gene LYPLA1). Gene Ontology annotation, molecular function: carboxylic ester hydrolase activity; palmitoyl-(protein) hydrolase activity. Bases 201 to 890 code for a protein of 229 amino acids. The transcript is spliced from 9 exons. NCBI's taxonomy places the organism in Eukaryota, Metazoa, Chordata, Amphibia, Anura, Hylidae. The record is from RefSeq and is a predicted model, not a curated record. Gene Ontology annotation, biological process: protein depalmitoylation. Gene Ontology annotation, cellular component: cytoplasm.